Molecule: messenger RNA, 1293 nt
Organism: Penicillium angulare
Lineage: Eukaryota; Fungi; Ascomycota; Eurotiomycetes; Eurotiales; Aspergillaceae
Exons: 6
Coding region: 1-1293 (430 amino acids)
Source: RefSeq, a predicted model, not a curated record
AUGAAAGUACAUGGUCUCGAUCGACUGUCAAAUGCCUUUGGACUUCAUCGCGAUGUAUUUGACUCACCAACCCCUUUGCUUCUGGCUUCUGUUCUUUAUAUCUCUGCUCUUCACCACCAAUCCUCUGAGAUGGGCUCAUUGGCGUCGGGUUAUUUUUCAGCAACUUGUUGCGCAGUAGCUGAAUUAGCAUCUCCGUACGCGAGCCCAUCUCUCACCAUAAUUAACGACGGUGUAGCCAACGAGAAACAAGCUAUGCCUCAAAAUAAAGGGAAAGUGGCAUUCCAUAAUAUCCUCGGCUUGAUAAUGGCAAGUCUAAGCUCUGAGGCCUACGUCGACACUACUGGCUCAUGGAUUGCAAUGGGAUACCGACUGUGGCUUGAUAAUUAUUUCCACGAACCCGGCGAUUCAACAAUAGACUGGCGUGGACUAUUUUCUGGCCUUCAGGUGAUAGACAUUGAACAUGCAUCAAUACAUAUGUCCUAUCCUCUCAUGCCACGGCAACCGCCAACACUUGGCAUUCAACGUUUAGACAGCCACCAAGGACAUGCCUUUCAAGGACUCGCGGAGAUGAUGCACCUAGGACUCAGUCACUUUGUUGGUAGAGGACUACCUACAAUAUGGUGCUCGAUAAAUGCCGAUAUCUCCGACGGCAUUACAUCUGUUCGAAGCUCGUUUACCGAGCAGGACUCCGAGGUAAUCAGGCUUUGGGCCAGAAGACUCGAUGACUGGCUUGUUCGAUAUAAUGGAGCAUCCCGGUUCGAUCUCAGCUCGGCAAAUAUCACCCCAGUCGAGAGACAUGAACUCCUCGUGUCAGCGCGGGCAGUGCUACGAUUGCGCCAAGACGAUGCCAGCAUCUGGUCCAAUUGGGACUUAAUAAUGAUUACUUGGGCUGCUAUUUUACUUCUCCGUGGCGUAGAAGAUGGCAUGACACAUCAAGAUGAUUUACAUCUUAUUCAAGCCCACCUCCGCAGCCUCAAAAGAAGCUAUGAGCCCACAGCGAGUAUACAUUCUGUAUUAUCCCAACGUCUUGAAUCCAGCAUGCAAGCAAUGCAUACACCACCAGACACAAGCUCUGCAUUAGCCUUCCCAGGCCCCAGCGCGGAUGAUCCAUGGACCAUCUUCGAUCAUGACAUAAUGUCCCUAGCUAAUCCUCCCUGGUUAUUCGAAGACUCUACCCAGUUUCAACAGACCGAUAAGUCCAUCCCCGACGGCUCGGUAGGAUUACCAGGUGUUCCUUAUGACUCCGGUCUGCUUGAAAGUACAGCUCAAAGUUUUGGAACAUACAUGGAAUAG